GGAGAAUCAGUUUUCAUCAGUUUCCAUUGACUAUGAGAGCUACUGAAAAUAAAACACAAUGGUUCAAGAUAGGGGCGGUGAAACACCUGAGCUUCAUAGCGAAAGACGUCAUUUGCUACGCAGUGGGUUGUCAUGCGCACUUCAUCGAACUUCCUUCAGGAAAGGAGCUCUCUUUCACCGCGAAUUUCCAUUCUGGAAAUGGAGAUGGAAUAGCCACCAUGACGGGACAUCGCAGCAUCUACGUUUUCGCGUAUGCUGAGAACUGCAAGAGCCCAAUUUGCUACAUCAAAACGUAUCCUUCGUUUGAAGUCAUUGCCAAAAUAACAAAUGGACCCCAGGAAGGUUACCUUGGAAUGGCAUUUUCAGAGACCUCCUUGUUGAUUAUUCUUGGAGACAAACCGACGUUCUCCAUCUUUGUUUGGAACUGGAGAAGUCAGGAAAAAUUUGCAGAGAUCAAAAGUCAAAUAACGAUAGAAAAACAAAUUUUUAUGUGCAAUUGGGGGAAACCAAUCAACAUGGUCCAAUUGGGUGUGGACACCUAUAAAAUAUCUUACUGGGACAUAUUCACUUGCUGUAAACGAUCUUUUCUGGCAAAUCACGUUGUAAAUGUCCCAAGAUCUAGGAACUUUGCCCCUUUUACCGGUGUUCUGUGGACAACAGAAGGAGGACUGUUUAUCGUAGAUCGAAAAGGAUGCAUAUAUACUGUAGAUAAUGAAUUCCUAUUAGACCAAGUUGUUGAAGUAUCUUAUGAAGGAAAAUUCUCUCCAGCUAUAGCUUGGUAUAAGGGAGGGUUGGCUGUGAGUGGACCAGAUUAUAAUAUAAGACAUUACAAAAAAUCUGGAACGUGGACAUGCGAUUGGACGAUGCCUUUGGAAGAUGGUGUGAUAUUUCUCGCAUCCAAUAAGUCUGAAUUCUUGGUAGGAAUCAACGCUGAGGGUGACAUCAUGAAGAUAAGUAAUACUGACGGAAUUACCAUCUUGAAUCCUGAUGACAGCUACAUACAAGAUAUUUGCAUGGUGUACCCAGUUGGCGAAUAUAUAGUGGCGCUAAGAAAUAAGAGAAUCCUGAAUGUUUUUUGUGUUGAAACUGGAAAAUCGAUGACCAAGUUCAAUCUUCAAAGAGACGCUUUAUCAGUAACUGCAAAUCCUAAUUUUCCAUAUCUUGCGGUGGGAUACUCUGAUGGAAAUAUCGACCUAGUAUCAGUUUACAAUCAUGAAAAGCUGUCAGUGAUGACAUCCUUCCACUUGUGCUCUAAUCCCAUGCAAAGAUUGAGAUUUUUUGAAGAAGGAAGAAUUCUUGUGGCCACAUUUUUAUACGAAGGAGAUUUCUUCAUCAUUGAGGGCCUUCCUGGGACCCAAAUGAAAGUAAUUGCUCAUAUUUCUGCCAACUGCCAAGUUGUGGACUACUUCAUGGUGGCAUCACAAAAUUGUUACCGUCUGUUCCUGUUACCAGUAACCACCAAGUGUUUGGCUGGUAACAAAAUCAUUCGAUAUUGCAUCGUCGACAAAGAUACGGUGAACGUGAAGGAAUACCAUUUCGAAUCGAAGAGUGCCUUGUACUAUCGCCUGGUGCCGAUACGUGGACCGAAUAGGGAUCGGAUUUUUUAUGCUCUGCCAUAUACGUCCAGAAAUAUCCAUGUCAUGGAAACGAACAGAGGGGAGGACUUAGCUAGAGUGACGUCGACCAUUAAAACAGGACAUCAGCUUCGACACUUUGACAUGCGCAUAACCGAAGAUCAUGCUCUAACUUGGAGUCACGACGGUUUUGUGAUAGCUAGAUGCUUCAAUUUCGGAAGGGAAGUUGGAUGGGUCAUCACACACCACAGAUACGACGGUGGGGUCAAGAAGGCGUAUAUCGAUCCGCUGGGAAAGCUAAUCAUCAGUCUGGGUAGAGAUGGAAAUUUGGUGUGCACCAAUCUGGUGGCUAAUGAAGUCUACGAAGACUUGCGAGAUGAUCUUGUUAAUACUAUGAAAUCUACGAAAUAUGCACUAAUGUUCAAGCGACCUACUUUGGGCUUUUCGCCAGAAGGUAGAUUUAGUAAUAAAACUUGGGUCGAAGUAGACAGGAUAAUGAAAUUAGAAAAAGAGGAAGAACAAUGCAGAGCUGAAAAAGGAGAGAUUGUCAAAGAACUGAACGACAUCAAGAAAACUCUCACAGAACUAGUCACAAGUAAUUUAGAAGGACCUGAAAACGAGAAAAUCGACCUCGUGGAGUUUUAUCUCGAUUCUUCUGCUUACCAUCAAAAGAAAAUAGCCAAUAGAGAAAAGUGCAAAAGGACUGAAGUCUACCUCAAGGCUUUGAUGGAGGCACAGGAUAGGGUCAGCCAACAUAUAAUAAAGACUUACUUGGAACCCAUGGGCGUGCCAGGACGGAUUAUAAGGGGCAUUUUCCAGAACUCUAUGGCCACGAACUAUACGCUGUUGCCUCCCAACCAGGCGGAACUCAUGAGGCUAGCUUGGGUAGAAGAGCAAAGAAAACUGGAGCAGUUUUUGUCAAUGAAUGACACUUUCGAACCUUGGGUCUACAUAUCGAAUGAGGAUCUGCGGACACAGUUGAAACAACAAGUAGUCAUUACUAAUAAGGACUACAGCACGAUGGCGGCUACAUCGUUCCUGGAAGAGUACAUUCUGAGCUCGCUCUCGAUAGAUUCACAGAUCGCGGUAGUCGGGACAGUCUCCCAGCUUUAUAUCGAGAGGAGUACUGGUCAUUACAAACAGCGACAAUUGGUAUCUUUUCAUCAGUGCGAUCUUCAACAAGCUAUAGCUGAGCAAGAGGUUAUCAAGUUGAAACAGCGAUUCAAUCUGGAAUUCGAUAAGCUGGUAGAGUUGAAAUACCGUGAAACCGACAACAUCAGAGAAAAACACCAACGGCUUCGUCACAUUAUAUCAGAGUACAACUAUUUUUCAGAGAACAAAAUCUUCUUGGAUAUAAUAGACCCCGAAUGGUCUCAAGAAGAAGAACCAUGGCUGAUAACGAAAGUUUUGGACAACGAACUGACAAUUACUCCUUACGUUAGUCCCAGCGAGCAGGCCAUCUUGGACGCUAAAGCUGCGGAAGAUGAAAGGAUCAGGUUGGCUCUGUUAGCAGACGAUUUCAGAGAAAGGGCUCUGAUGACCAUGAUGAACGGAGUGUUGGAGAUCAGGUGGGAGGACGAGCUGAAGAAGGAUGUACCUAUGCCGAAAUGUAUGAUAGAGAAAGAUCCUGCUGAAUUCAAUGAAGAAGACUUACGAGCAGUGAAAGAUUAUGAAGAAAAAGUCGCAUUUCUCAACAGCGAGAGAGAAAGGUAUAAGAACAUGUUAGACGUAGAUUUUACGAGACAAUCACUGUUGCUCAGAGACGCUAUCAGAAAAUUCAACCAGAAAGUCAGAGACACGGUGGAAUAUAAAAUGUACAUCGAUUCUGGAAUGAACCAAGAAAACCUUCGAAUAAAUAGAGCGAGAAAUUUGCAAAAUGAAAGGAUCAAGAUAUACGUCAAAGAAGAUAAUAUGAAUCGUUCACUGAAAGUCAAUCGUGACAUGAUUGAACAAUUGCAAACCGUCCUGGUGUCAAUGAACGCUGCCCUGAACGAAUGCCGGUCAAAUUUGGAAACUUUGGUGGCUAAGGAGAAGCUCCUGGAUAAGGCGUUCAAGAGAGACUUCCAAGAAGCUUCACCUGUCGUUCAGGAACAAGCUCUCAAAUUAUACAAGAAAAGACCAAGAGCAAACUAUCGUCAAAUCAACACUUUCGCGGUUAUGUAUGAGCUUUCCAAAUGUAUUGUGAGUCAAGAACGAUCGCUCAUACUCAACAACGAUGCUUACGAUUACCUGAAAUCAUUAGAUCAACUAGACCAGUUCGUUGGCUUACCUCCUACUAUAGACGAGAACACUUACGGUCUAAUAUGCAAGCAUAGAAGAUUGAGAUUGGAAUAUGAAAUCAAGUUGAGAGCUAUUCAAAUGCAAAUAAGUGAUGGGGAAAGUACCAUAGCAACUUUUCACAGAAGGAUCGCUGUGAAGAAGGAGAAAAAUGCUCAACUUGAUAUAGACAGGCAGAAAUCGAGGGCAGAUUAUUUGCAUCUCAUGCACUGUUUACAAAUACAAGUCGUUUUGCCCAGGGGAUUGGUCGAAAUUCCGUUGACGGGAGAUGUCCAUGACUUCGAUGAUGCCAUGUUGGUUCCGAAAAGAGAAAUUGAGCUGAUAAACAGAACGAUCAAGCAAGCAGGAGAGCAGAAACUGCGUACCAUCAUGCAAAAUAUGUCAUUCAGAAGAAAUAUCAUGGCAACAGAAUGGGAACAUAAGAGACUCAGAAUGGAAAUAAAUGAUCUAACAGAACAAAUUGCUGAUAUAGAAGGUAUAAAGUUCACGAGGGAAAUGCAAACGUAUCUCAAAUCGAAAUCUCUUGGCCGAAAAACAGAUCAUGACUCUUUCGAACAAGAAAUCGACAUCAUCACCAUGACCUACCAUAAUUCUCUAGAAGAGAGGAAAGAGAAGUACAGAAAAAUCGUCCAUCAGAUAAACACCUACAAGGAACAUAAUGCCACUUUGGACAAGGCAAUCCAAGAGAUAAAUAUUGAUGUCUGUCAGUUGAGCUUACAGAAGGAUCUCGAAAUUGAGUGUAAACAAAAUGAAGUUCUGAGACUGAGAAUGGAUGAUCUAUUCAAGAGGAAUUCUUUGGUACAUACUAUCCAGCAGAAUCAUAAUGAAAUGCUUGUUCUUCAGACUGAACUAGAGCUGCUGAGAUUGAGGACUUAUCCUACGUUCAAGUAUAAAUUGAUCAACCCCGAUGAAUAGUUCACUUGUUAAGUUACAUAAUAAAUUGAUUCACCACUUGUAUCAGGAAACUAAUUAUUAGGAAGAAUAAGGGAAUGAGAAUCUAGUAUUAAUCGGCUUUUUCUUCAUGAAAAUAGAUUAAAAUUUAAGUCGAUCUCGA
Messenger RNA from Phaedon cochleariae (mustard beetle), 4905 nucleotides. NCBI's taxonomy places the organism in Eukaryota, Metazoa, Arthropoda, Insecta, Coleoptera, Chrysomelidae. The record is from the annotation of a GenBank genome assembly.